This is a messenger RNA of Ostrea edulis (European flat oyster), 9227 nucleotides long. RefSeq names its product otoferlin-like. The coding region runs from base 365 to 6817 and encodes 2150 amino acids. Gene Ontology annotation, cellular component: membrane. The record is from RefSeq and is a predicted model, not a curated record. Gene Ontology annotation, biological process: plasma membrane organization. The transcript has 47 exons. NCBI's taxonomy places the organism in Eukaryota, Metazoa, Mollusca, Bivalvia, Ostreida, Ostreidae.
CUUGCUGUGUGUAUACAGCGUUUAAAUAUUUAACAGUAGCAAUGCAGAAGAUCCAAUGUAUUGUCACUGUGGACUGUGGAAUGGAUUGUAUUUAAAUACCCUCAGCGAGUAGUCAGUCAUUGUGAAAUUUAAAAAAAAAAGAUUUGUAAAUACAAACAUGUACAUGGAGAAAAAAUAUGGACUACGCAUGUGACACAGGGUUCAUUGACGGGGGAAAAAUGUAGUUCCGUGAUACUGGAAUUAAAUUGCUGUUUGAGGUUCUAGUUUGUCUGUUAAGAGAACCGUGCAUUUUACCAUCUCUUUUCAUUUUUGGAUACACUGUGUUGUUCGCUUUAUUAAUAGUGUCCACUGACUCCUGUAAAUCAUGGCAUUAAUUCUGCAUCUGAAAUAUGCUGAAAGCUUAAAAGGAAAAUCUGACCGGUUGGCGAAGGUGUCUUUUAGAGGUGUCUUUCAUUACACUGAAGUUGUAGAGGAUGCAGAAGGAAGUGCCUUUUUUGAUCAGACAUUCCAGUGGCCUGUGGCUAGGCCCAUUGAAAAAGAUGAGGUCAUUGAAAUUCAACUCUUCAACUACAAUAGAUAUCUGUCCAAUAGGUUGGUUGGAAUCUUCCGUAUGUUCUUACAGGAACUGGUGGAGGUGGGAAAUGUCAAGAUUUGUGACUCACUGCUGGACACCAAUAACGUAGUCAUGAAGACUACUGUGACCUUUGAACUGGUCUACAAUGCUCCUGAUGGGUCAGUUGGUAUGUGGCAAAAAGGAGGCUUUGACAGACUUACAUCAGAAGAACUUAGAUCUCCCCUCUCAGAGGAGGACCAGAACCUCAGGAAUCUGGAGCAAAGCAGUCUGGAUUCAGAGUCCAUCAUUUCUACGGGCAGUCCGUCUAAAUCAAUCCAUGGAUCCAAACUCAGCUUAGACUCUAAGAGAUCUGGUGGAAAGUCACCAAGGCACACCAAAAAUUUGUCAUCUGUGGUAAAGCUAAUGAUGAAUGUGUCCAGGCAGCGAGCAGGAGGAGGGAUUCCUCCAGAUGCUGAUGACAGACAGUCACUGAUAGACGACAUAGAGACAGAUCCAAGUUUAGAUGCCAAAGCAGCAGAAAUUGCUUCAAUGGUGGGAGGUGGCAAGGACAGUAACCUUGACGAUGAUCAGCAAAGUGAAGGUCGGGGUUCAAUAUCAGCAGGGUCGAUCAGUUUCAAAAGGUCCAAAGACAAAGUUCCAAGAAUAGAGCCAAUUUCUAUGAAAGCUCAGGACUUUCAGGUUUGCAUAACAGUGAUAGAGGCCAGGCAGCUGGCAGGAUUAAAUAUGGAUCCGGUGGUGUGUGUUCAGGUUGGAGAUCAGAAAAAAUACACCAGUGUCAAGGAAUCCACCAACUGUCCCUACUACAGUGAGUACUUUGUGUUUGACUUCCACAUGGCUCCUGCAAUGCUGUUUGACAAAAUCGUCACCUUAACAGUUUGUCAAUCUGGACGUCUCCUCAGAUCCAACAAGCCACUUGGACACUACAAACUGGAUGUAGGCACAGUGUAUGCUGCAACAGAUCACCAGUUCUAUCACAAAUGGGCAAUGUUAACUGACCCAGAUGAUAUCAAUGGAGGGGUCAAAGGUUAUCUCAAGUGUGACAUAGCAGUGGUGGGCAAAGGUGACUCAAUCAAGGUUCCACCACGAAUGGAGCAAGAUGAUGAUGACAUUGAAGGGAACUUGCUUCUACCUGAUGGUGUACCAGCAGAUAGACAAAGAGCCAAAUUCUGCAUCAACGUGUACAAGGCUGAGGGGUUGCCAAAAAUGAACACUGGUAUAAUGGCAAAUGUCAAAAGAGCCUUCACUGGAGAGAGUAAAGACCUAGUGGAUCCCUAUGUCAAUGUUUCCUUUGCUGGACAUCAAGGAAGAACCACAGUAAAGAAAGGUUGUUAUGAGCCUGAGUGGAACGAGCAGAUCAUCUUUACAGAGAUGUUCCCACCACUGUGUAGGAGACUCCAGAUACAGCUGAGAGACAAGGACAAAGUGAAUGAUGACGUGAUAGGAACACACUACAUUGAUAUCGCCAAAAUCUCCAAUGAAGGAGAAAAAGGUUUCCUUCCAACAUAUGGUCCCUGUUGGGUGAACUUAUAUGGAUCAACACGACAAUACAGUCUGCUGAAUGAGAACCAGCACCUGAAUGAUGGUCUGGGAGAGGGCGUGUCCUAUAGAGGUCGAAUGUUAAUAUCUCUACGGACAGAGGUCAUUGAGAGUGCUGACUUAGGAGGACCAGCCACGGUGGAGGUGUGCAGUUCUCUGCCCAUCCCAGAGAAUGCAGCAGGAAAGCUCGACGAAUUCUUUCUUUUUGGUUGUUUUAUGGAAGCCUCCAUGAUUGAUAAAAGACUAGGCGAGAAACCAGUUCAUUUUGAAAUCAGUUUGGGAAAUGCAGGUAAUGUGUUGGAUGGCUACAAUCCCCCUACCAAGAAAAGUAGUAGUUCCAGUGAUGACAGUGAAUCAGAGGAGGAGACAGCAGACGAUGCUCCACUCCUGAAUGAAGUGUCGGUGGAUACACCAAAGUGGAAAAGUACUACUCCUAUUCUACGACCAUCCACAAAAGACAGAAUGUACUACCACUUACCAUACUAUGAGGAUAAGCCUUGUGUGUAUAUCAAGCAUGCAAUAGAGGAUCAUCGAAGGAGAAUGUACAACUCAAACAUUGUUGACAGAAUCAUAGAAAAACUGGAUGAUGGAAUAUGUGAGGUUCACGAGAUGAUUGUUCAGGAACAACCAUUUCCAGAGAAGAGAAUGAGAGGGGUAUUCGAGGAAUUAGGGUCUGCUUGCUCUAAAUUUGUCAGCAUUGUCAAGGGAACUCAGGCCUCAGGAAAAACCAAGUUAGACAAGGAGAGACAGAAAUUACUCAUUAGAGAGAUGGAUCAUUUUUCCACAUCAGCCAGAACAAUGAAAACCACGACAUCAAAACACAAUCUGAAAGAGAAACUAAAAGUAGCCAAUCAGUACCUCCAGAAAUUAAAGUCACUAUCACAUGAACCACAACAUGCCCUACCAGAUGUGUUCAUUUGGAUGAUCAGUGGAAACAAAAGGAUAGCUUACCAGAGGAUUCCUGCGCGUCAGGUCAUCUACUCCAUUGUGGAGGAAGAACGAGGAAAGAACUGUGGCAAACAACAAAUCCUGCUUCUCAGACUGCCAGGUAAGAAGGCCACUGGUCAGUCUGGUUGGGGGAUCCAGGCCAAACUACAUAUGUACUUAUGGCUAGGACUCAGUAAACACAAGAAGGAUUUCCUGAAUGGACUGCCUAAAGGAUAUGAUGAGAGCCGGAUGGUACAAAUAGCUAACAAACCCCACUCUGUACCUCCCGAAUUCAUACACUACAGUGAUUCUGAGUCAUUCCAAGUUCGAUGUCAUAUGUACCAGGCCCGAAGUCUGAUUGGUUCAGAUGCCUCAGGAUUGUCAGAUCCAUUUGCCAGAGUAGCUUUUGGGGACCAGAGUGUGUGUACCCAGGUGAUAGAAGAGACUCUCAGUCCCACGUGGGAUGAGAUGAUGAUCAUUAAUGAGGUCACGGUGUACGGACAAGUGGACGAGAUUGUCAUCAACCCUCCCCUGAUCAUCAUUGAAGUCUUUGAUCAAGACAAAGUGGGCAAGUCAGAAUUCAUAGGAAGAGCAAUGGCUAAGCCAGUAGUAAAGAUGAAGGAUGAGAAGUAUGACAUGCCCAAAUUUCCUCCCAGACUUGAAUGGUGGGAUAUCUAUCGGGGACCAGACAAGGCAGGCCAACUCUUGGCAUGUUUUGAACUGCUUCAGCAUCCUUUUGAGGAGAAGGACCUGCGCUGUGCUCAUCUCACACCACCGUAUGCAAGGAAGACAAAUCUGUUAGCUUCCCUUGGAGAGAUGACAGGACAAGAGUUACCUCCCCUGGAACUGCCAACAGGGGAGAAAGACAGAGGUCCAGUCAUGCCAGUCCCUAAAGGGAUCAGACCAAUCCUUAGUAAACAUAGGAUAGAGGUCCUGUUCUGGGGUGUGAGGGAUCUGAAGCGAGUGCAGCUGACCACAGUGGAUAAGCCUCGGAUUGACAUAGAAUGUGCAGGACAUGUUCUUGCCUCUUCUGUAAUCCAAAACUACAAGAAAAAUCCAAACUUUGGAACACCUGUCAAAUUCUUUGAUGUGGAAUUGCCAGAGAAUGAGCUGUACUGCCCCCCUAUAACGAUCCGAUGUGUGGACUGUCGAAAUUUUGGUCGAUACGUCCUAGUAGGAACCCACGUUAUCAAUUCCAUUCACAAGUUUAUGUAUGUACCCACCACAAAGAAAGCAAAAGCGGCUCUACAGAAAUUAUUCCCAGGGAAGGAUCCCGAUGCACCAAAGAUUAUAGAGACAAGGCCCACAGGAACAGUUAAAAUUGAAGAUGUGGGUAUCAAACUUGAUGAGAACAUGCCCCUAAUUAAAAAAGAAUCUCCUGUAACAAUUAACAUGAUAAAUGUGAAACAGAAGAAGACCGAAGAGAAUUCUCGCCGGAAGAAGAAGGACUCUAUUGAAGAUGAGGAAGAAAUGGAUCUUGAAAGUAUGGAUUGGUGGAGCAAGUACUUUGCUUCUGUAGAAACUCUCAUUCGGGAACCAGACCCUUCAACCAAUCAGGAACAUGAAAGAAACAGGGAGGAUAACUUUGACAACUUGGACAUUUACAACCGAACAGAAAACCACUCCUCAGAGUCCAGAUCCCUGACUCCUUAUGGUGCGAUCAGCAAUGAGAACACGGGUGGGAACCCAGCACGUAAUCAAACUGAUGUUGUUGAUGAUCCAGACUUCAACCCUAAAGAGGCCAAGAAACUAGAAAAACAGAUGGAGAAGCAGGAUGAGCAAAAGAAGACAUUUCGAGGAGCAGCUAAAGCAGUCAGUCUGGCCAGCAAGCUGUCACCAAAAUCCCAGCAGAAAAAGUCUAACACACCUGCCGCAGCACAGCUCAAGACGCUCAAGACAGGACUUGGUCUGUUAAACUCUGCUUUUGAUAUGUCUGAGGAGGAGGCUGAACAAGGAAAGAAGAAAAAGGCACUGCCUCCUAGGAAAUUCAGAAAGCUCAAUUCUGAGUUGAAGGUGUACCCAUGUGAAUUGGAAGGACAGAAUGAGUAUGACGGGUUCAAGGACUGGCUCCACACUUUUGAAUUGUUCAGAGGAAAGAGGUCAGCAACAGAGGACACUGAUGAGAGUCGUAUUGUAGGAAAGUUCAAGGGAUCCUUGAAAAUUUACAAAAUUCCCCUACCUGAUGACAUUGAGGAUACUACGAUAACCGGUGGAGAUCCUUCUUGUGGCCUGUUCCAGGGACUGCCCAGCAACGAUCCAAUCAAAGUCCUGGUCAGGGUAUAUGUUGUUAAGGCAAAUGACUUGCAUCCAGCAGAUUUAAAUGGGAAGGCUGACCCGUACAUGGUAAUAAAAUUGGGCAGCACCACUAUCAACGACAAGGAGAACUAUGUCUCGAAACAACUCAACCCCGUGUUUGGAAAGUGUUUUGAGAUUGAGAGCACUUUUCCCAUGGAGUCUCUUCUUACGGUCCAGAUUUACGACUGGGACUUGGUGGGAAUGGAUGACCUCAUCGGAGAGACCAAGAUUGACCUUGAGAACCGCUACUACAGCCGACACCGGGCUGUGUGUGGUAUAUCAGCUAAAUAUGACCUUUAUGGUUACAAUGCUUGGAGGGACCCCAUAAAACCUACUCAGAUUUUAACCAAACUAUGCAAGGAUGGAAAAGUGGAUGGACCUCAUUACCAGCCAGGGAAAGUCCGCGUAGGAAACCGUAUAUUCACCGGAACCGUAGACCAUACAGAUGACCAGGAGAGUCGUAAAAACCAUGAGGAACAAUUGGCUCUGUCAGUUCUUAGACAAUGGGAGGAAAUACCUAAAGUGGGAUGUAAACUGGUUCCAGAGCAUGUGGAAACCAGACCGCUCUUCAAUCCAGAAAAACCAGGCAUAGAGCAGGGUAAACUAGAAAUGUGGGUGGAUAUGUUCCCCAUGGACAUGCCGGCUCCUGGUGGUCCUGUGGAUAUCAGCCCAAGGAGACCAAAGAGCUAUGAGCUGCGGUGUAUCAUUUGGAACACAGACGAUGUUGUGUUGGAAGAUGAUGCCUUCUUUACAGGAGAGAAGAUGAGUGAUAUAUAUGUAAAGGGUUGGAUUAAAGGCCAGGAUGACAUGCAGAGCACAGACAUACACUACAGGUCCCUGACAGGUGAAGGCAAUUUUAACUGGAGGUUUGUAUUUCCAUUUGACUAUCUGGUAGCUGAGGAAAAGAUUGUGAUUUCUAGAAAAGAAUCCCUCUUUUCUUGGGAUGAAUCAGAGACCAAAAUUCCAGCUCGUCUCAAUCUUCAAGUCUGGGAUGCUGAUCACUUCUCUGCAGAUGAUUUCCUAGGGGCAUUUACAAUGGAUUUGAAUCGAUUUCCUCGAGGUGCCAAAUCCUCCAAGCUGUGCACCCUAAAUAUGCUGACAGACCCAAACAUCCCCCAUAUGUCCUUGUUUAAACAGAAGAGGGUCAAGGGCUGGUGGCCGUUUGCCGUUAAAAGCGAAUCUGGAGACGAGUAUGAACUCACGGGCAAAGUUGAAGCUGAACUCCAUUUAAUGGCAUCAGAAGAAGCGGAGAAACACCCUGCAGGAUUAGGGAGAAAUGAGCCAGACCCAUUGGAAAAACCCAAUCGACCAGAUUCAUCAUUUAUAUGGUUUUUGAAUCCCCUCAAGUCAAUUCGCUACAUUCUCUGGCAUAACUACAAGUGGGUGAUUAUCAAGGUCCUCGUGGUCUUGCUUCUGACGGCCCUUUUGGUCCUUUUCUUUUACUCGAUGCCAGGAUACACCGUCAAAAAAAUGAUGGGAGCUUGACACGUUCUCAUUACCGACAGGAAGCUUCGCCAAUUUCCGCCGUCGACCAACUUUGGUCAGUAUGUAUCCAGUGAUGACCAGUCAUCGCCCAUCAGCUGUUGUCAUCAUAAUCAUCAUUCAUCUACAAAUUCUCCCACAUCUUUGAAACAUUAAUUACUAUGUCGGGGAUUGGGCAUCGCUUAACAGAAUAUGUGUUCAAGAGUUGUUUCAUUCGCAAGUUUUAGUGCUGAAAUCAAUAGAUGGUUAUAGUGUAUAGUCAAAAUGUGUGGACAAUUUGAUUCUGCAGUAUUACCAGGAAAAUUACAAUCUCUAUAUUACUACACCUGGUUGUUACUGAGCUUUGUAAACACCUGGAAAGACCACUGGGGACGUCACAAGGGGUUCUUACGUAUUCCUACCUUUGACAUGUACAGAUGGAAUUUACAGCAGGUAGCAGGGCCAGGCUGGCAUGUAACCCAAUGUUAAAUAGUACAGAAUGAUUUGAUAACAUGACGAAUCAAUUCAUGGUGUUUUAAGGUGUAACAUUAACAUUAGACAUAGAGGGGAGAGGAGGAAACUGAUCUUGGUUCUGUUUAUUUGGUCUUUAUAAAUAAUCAAACUAUUUCAGCUACAGUUCACAAAGCUCUAAAUGCAUUUAAUAUAUUAACUAGUUUCUUUGUGGUAGAUUCGUGGAUAUUUUCCUCGAUAUUGCAUGGGUAAAUAAAUUAUUAUCUGUUUUGGCCAGCAGAUUAUUACAUGUCAGAAGUGAUUGAAUCUCAACUAAGGUGAAUCUCACUAGUGAAGUGUGUUGGUGAUGUGUUUGUAUAUAAGUACAUGUUUGUGUAUAGUUAAAGUUUAUAAAAUACCUUAGUCUUCGAAAGAAAGGGCCAUGCAACAAUUCAUUGAUGCAAUUUUUUUUAACAUAGCAUUGUAGAUGCAUUUCUAGGUUUGAAACUUUCUGGUUUAUUGGUACCUCUUUAGAUUGUAGACUAAAUUGAUUGGUAAUAAGGCAAAAUUAGACGAAAGAAAUGAUAUUUAUAGGUGAAAUAAAAUUUUGCUACCCCUUUAUUACAUGUAUUGAUCCUAGCUUUAUUCAAUUGUUUUGUUUUUAUAUGUGCAAUGGUUAAAGGAAAUUAACUUUCAUAGAACAUAGUGUAUGACCUUUCAAAAUUGAAAAUUUAGUGAAAUUUUGUGACUGAAUUUUCCAAUGUAAACAAAACUGUUCAAUUGUAAAUUAGAACAAUUUGGAAUUUUAUUUACAUUUUGUAAAUGCCACAUACAGUAAAUGUCUAAUCAUAUAUUAAUAUACGAAUGAGUGAGAACAGCCUAGUACAAAAAGUGCUAAAAUAAUUAUGUCCACAUAGUAUGUUACAUAGUGUGUUACAUAACUACCCAACUCCAAGGUGUUGGUUAUAAAACUGGAUCUCCAUGAAAUGAAAUUACCAUACUUACAGGACUGUCUAUUGUAUAUGUUAUGUAAUUGUUACUCUAGCUGUGCAAUAUUGUUAUUACCAAUAUCUUUGUUGAAUUUUACAGGGAGUAGUGAGGGUAUUCAUACUCUGCCAUAUUGUUGCAUAAUGUGACAUGGUUCCAAAGUAUUAAUCAAAUGUAAUUAUUCUGUGAAUACCAGGUGGAAGCAUAAAAAAAGAUUUGAACAAAUUCAAACAAUAUGAAUUAUUCCGUAUUGACUCUUAGAAAGCUGUAAUUUUUCAUGGAUGAAAUCACCGAGUAGCUAUUUUCAUGGAAUUUAUGUAAUUUUCCAGAUAGGAUUUUGAUUACCAGUAGAUGCAUGUUUAUGUAUUUCCUCUUAUUGCUAGAAAUUAAUUAAGAACUAUGAAAUUAAUUAAGAACUAUCAAACGAUUAAAAACUAUGAUAGGUUUUACUGAUGUGAUGGAAUCAAUGGAUUAUUUUUUUUGUUAAUCAGCCAAAAUGAUAAUUCUUUACUUUGUCACGGAAAAUGUCUCAUAAUGUGAAGGAAAUUGCUUGAUUAACAUUGUUGUCUGUGAUAAUUUAAUUUGUUACUGACUCAAAAAUUGCAUGUAAUACUAUAGAUUCCAAACAUCAUCUUAGUUCUCAACACUGCUGACUGAAAUUGCUUUUUGCUGACUCCUAAUUCAUUUUGUUAAAGUAGAAUGAGCUUGUUUCAAUAUGGUGAAAAUUAAUUUGGAAAAUCUUGUUUCAUUAUGCUUACUCCUCUCUUUGUUUGAUCUCUGGCAAAAGCAAUCAAAUUUGUCUUCUUAUUUUUUUUUUUAAUUAUUUGAUAUCUGAAACCAAAGAGGCAGACUUGCAAUAUGGUUUUCAUCUGUGGAUUGUUUUAAAGAGUUCAUAUGAUAAAUUGUCUCAUUUCAAUCUUGGGACUGCUCUGGUGUACAUGUACUGAAAUUUUUGAUGCACAAAAUUUUUGUUGUCAAUAAACAGUUAAUUACAGUU